UGUAAUUGAAGUCUGCAUAUAGUUUGCUUUGCGUGGCUUUGUUUACCGGACUCCAAAAUUUAUUGAAAAUGAAAAUUAAAAAAAAAUCAAACGCAGUCAGGGUUCCACCUGUGAAGAAAGCUAUAAAAAUCAAACGCAAAUCAUUGGAUAUCGAAGGGGAAUCGACAGUAUCGAAGGCGUUGAGGAAUGUGAAAAAAGUUUUGAAGGACAAAAGUGUAGACUCGACGAAACAGGUUCCAACGUUACAAGUUAAAUCACGUAGACGUAGAUCAACGAAGAAAAUAAUCAAAACAAAAGCGAAACCUGCGAAAGGUAUAGUCUACUUGGGUCAUAUUCCUCAUGGCUUUUAUGAAGAACAAAUGAGAAACUAUUUUAAACAAUUUGGUAAUGUAACCAGGGUGCGAGUUUCAAGGUCAAGGAAUACUGGUAAAAGUCGUGGUUAUGGGUAUAUUGAAUUCGAAAAUGCAGAUGUAGCAAAAAUAGCUGCAGAAACAAUGAACAACUACCUAAUGUGUGGUAGAUUAAUGAAAGCUACAUGUAUUCCACCAGAGAAGCAACAUUCCCGCUUCUUUAUUGGAACUCCAUGGACAAGCGAAGAUUAUCCAAAACUAAGAAAUAGAAAUACUGCAAAUGAAUUAAGAGACACAAGCAUUACAAAUGAUAGCAGUUUUGUACAGAGUACAAAAGCAAAACUAUCAGCAUUAGAAAAGAAAUUGAAAGACAAGGGCAUUGACCUCAAAUUUAAAACAAGUAACUAAAAAGCAUGACGAUCGCAUAAAUAUUUUUAAUGUUAGUUACAUAGUUACAGCACGAAAUUUAAACUUAAGUAUUAUAGAUGAAUUAAAUGUAAUCUUUUUAUAUAAAAUACUAUUUACAGUGAUACAGUUACAUAAAUUUUCUCGAAUUUGGAGAAAAGUAGCUGAUCAA
Molecule: messenger RNA, 927 nt
Organism: Megalopta genalis
Lineage: Eukaryota; Metazoa; Arthropoda; Insecta; Hymenoptera; Halictidae
Product: MKI67 FHA domain-interacting nucleolar phosphoprotein
Molecular function (GO): RNA binding
Source: RefSeq, a predicted model, not a curated record